Messenger RNA from Medicago truncatula (barrel medic), 1731 nucleotides. Its product is annotated as involucrin. NCBI's taxonomy places the organism in Eukaryota, Viridiplantae, Streptophyta, Magnoliopsida, Fabales, Fabaceae. The transcript has a single exon. The coding region runs from base 89 to 1720 and encodes 543 amino acids. The record is from RefSeq and is a predicted model, not a curated record.
GCACUACACUGAGACCAUAUUAUAUAAUAUAUGCAUUUUCGGUAAGUUUGAAAGAUCAAUAUUCCUCAACCAUUAUUAUAUUGAAAGAAUGAUGGCAUCCCAAACUAUUAAAGAAAAAUUUGUGGAGUUAAAAAAUUCAAAGCAAACACCCCGAAAUGCACGACCAAAGAUACAAAGGGUGGCCGAUCAUCUCAGAAAUAAAAAAGAUUUUGGGAAGUAUUACUCACCCAAGUUUGUGUCAAUAGGUCCUAUCCAUCAUGGCAGUACAAAUCUGAACAUAGGAGAGAAGUACAAGCUUGUGUGGGCAUCAAAAUACAUAGAAAACAUUGGACUUAUUCCAGAGGAACUACACAAAAAGAUUGCUGAUAACAUUGAUGAACUGAAGGGUCGUUUUAGCGACGAUGUUUUAAAUUUAACGGGAAACUCUCUUCAAGGCUUUGGAUGCCUUGAAGAAAAGCUGUCGUGGAUGUUGUUCGUGGAUGGAUGCUCUUUGCUUUAUAUCUUGGAGAAAGUUACGUUGUUUAAUGACCCAAGGCCUAUGGAUAUUAAGCUUGAUCAACUGGUUCUUGUGAUGAUGGAUGUGCUUUUGUUGGAGAAUCAACUUCCUUAUGAAGUACUCAAGCUAUUGUGGAAAGAUAACAAUGAGAAUGAAUUGAUAAAAUGCAUGACGAGUUUUCCCAACUAUCUUGAGAUCUUACCAGAUGAGGAUGAGUCACAGUCAGAGAAGGAGAAGGAAGGAGAAGGAGAACAUAGUGUAUUAAUACCAGACGAGUUGCAAUCAGAGAUGGAGGAGGAAGGAGAAGGAGAACAUAGUGUAUCAAUACCAGACGAGUUGCAAUCAGAGAUGGAGGAGGAAGGAGAAGGAGAACAUAGUGUAUUAAUACCAGACGAGUUGCAAUCAGAGAUCGAGGAGGAAGGAGAAGGAGAACAUAGUGUAUCAAUACCAGACGAGUUGCAAUCAGAGAUGGAGGAGGAAGGAGAAGGAGAACAUAGUGUAUUAGUACCAGACGAGUUGCAAUCAGAGAUGGAGGAGGAAGGAGAAGGAGAACAUAGUGUAUCAAUACCAGACGAGUUGCAAUCAGAGAUGGAGGAGGAAGGAGAAGGAGAACAUAGUGUAUCAAUACCAGACGAGUUGCAAUCAGAGAUGGAGGAGGAAGGAGAAGGAGAACAUAGUGUAUCAAUACCAGACGAGUUGCAAUCAGAGAUGGAGGAGGAAGGAGAAGGAGAACAUAGUGUAUCAAUACCAGACGAGUUGCAAUCAGAGAUGGAGGAGGAAGGAGAAGGAGAACAUAGUGUAUUAAUACCAGACGAGUUGCAAUCAGAGAUGGAGGAGGAAGGAGAAGGAGAACAUAGUGUAUCAAUACCAGACGAGUUGCAAUCAGAGAUGGAGGAGGAAGGAGAAGGAGAACAUAGUGUAUCAAUACCAGACGAGUUGCAAUCAGAGAUGGAGGAGGAAGGAGAAGGAGAACAUAGUGUAUCAAUACCAGACGAGUUGCAAUCAGAGAUGGAGGAGGAAGGAGAAGGAGAACAUAGUGUAUCAAUACCAGACGAGUUGCAAUCAGAGAUGGAGGAGGAAGGAGAAGGAGAACAUAGUGUAUUAAUACCAGACGAGUUGCAAUCAGAGAUCGAGGAGGAAGGAGAAGGAGAACAUAGUGUAUCAAUACCAGACGAGUUGCAAUCAGAGAUCGAGGAGGAAGGAGAAGGAGAACAUAGUGCAUGAGUUGCAAUCAG